AUGUUUCGUCAAUCGUUUCGAGGGAUUGCAAGCCGCGGUCACGGAUAUAUCUGUCCUUCUUGCCGAUAUGCGCCUUUAAAUCGAUCCGCGAAUCUUUCGCGCUUUCAGAGUACUGUAGCCUCGGCGGUUGGGGAAAGCAAGGACGCCGAAGAUACGACAAAAGUGCACAAAACAAAAAGGAGGAGUAAGCAUGAUGGAGAUUCAAAGCACAAGGAGGGCAAUGAGGGUCUAUCAGAAACUGCAGAUGAACACGCUUCCAGUUCGCCAUCCUCCUACAAGAAGCGCACGCCUGAAGGAGCGGAUCUAGGAGGCAAUGGCAGAGAAGAAUUGCUCUCAACUCUGAAAGGUCUUCUAAAGACGCAAACGAAAGAAGGUGAAGAUGUAACUCUGAACGGGGACGUGGUCGAGGUCGGCCACACUCCGCCUAGAAAGCAGGGAUUCAAACGCACCAGAUCAAUUAAGGGGGCUGCAGGACGACGAAAGAAUGGCGAACAAAAGCUUAGCAUCCGCCGCCGACCCACUCGGUCUACACAGGUGUCAAAGGAAUCACCGCGAAAGGGCACAUCGAGUAAAGCUGAAGAGCAACCAGCUUCUGAACAGAAAUCGCGAGCUACCAUUGCAAGUUCGGUCGCUACUGGGGCUACGAGUGCUAAAGCUGCAAAAGACAAGCUCAUAUCGGAAAUGGAAGGGCAUGAUUCUCUUGAAAACGCGCUUGUAGGAAAAUUAAAGAGAAGCAGCAAGAAGGGCGCUGUUCCGAAGCGGAUCCAGUCGAUCGAAGCAUCCAAUCUUCACAUUGAGCCUGUUGAGGUUGAACAACCUCCUGUUCCAGGCGUGGCUCAUGGUCUGGAAAGGGUCCUAUUCAACCCUGGAGUUUACCAACUUCAAGAUCCGAGAUCUCGAGUCUUCAACUUCGACCCAUAUCUCAAAACGAUAAUGCCUGUAGCGGAAUUCGACUUCAACGCGUUAACGGAAUAUGUCACUUCUUCCAAGGAUGAAGCGCUUAAGGAAAUUGCCCAGGAGAGUCAAAAGAAAUAUAUUGGGUCGUCAUCGAGCAUGACUGGUGCACUGGCGCAUUUUCAUUUCUUACUUUCAAAUUGGAGGCCCAUCAACGCGAAUAUCUUGUCGCAGGGGUUCUCGGAUAAGCUUAGGUCAUUCACGAUGCUCCAACGAAGCCCAUCUGCAAUCUUCUUACGACACAAGGACGGGAUUUACGCAAUCGAUGCGGACAAGGAGUUCGACAGUGCUAAUAUCUUAAGCAUGCUUGGUAAAUCCAUGGAGAAAUUACUCACGCUCCCCAAAGAAGAGUACGAGCGGUAUAGAAUAACAAAUUCCGCCGAAAUUUCAGAAGAAGAGCGUAAUGCUCCAGAAGCUUUUCACUACAGCACCAUGGGCGACUUCCUCAUGCGCUCGCAACUUGAUGCGCAUGACCCACGCUUGCCCGGGACAGGUAUGUUUGACCUAAAAACAAGGGCGGUUGUAUCUAUCCGUAUGGAUUCAAAGAACUAUGAAAGCGGAACUGGAUAUCAAAUCCGGGGUCGCCACGGCGAAUGGGAGUCGUACGAACGAGAAUACUUCGAUAUGAUUCGGUCCGCGUUCUUGAAGUACUCGUUGCAAGUACGUAUGGGUCGAAUGGAUGGCAUUUUUGUCGCAUUCCACAAUACGCAGCGAAUUUUUGGCUUUCAAUAUGUGCCUCUAUCUGAGAUGGACGCGGCGUUGCAUGGCCAAUGGGACACUUGUCUUGGCGACCAAGAAUUCAAAAUUAGUAUCAAUCUGCUCAACCAAGUGCUGGACCGAGCCACGCAGAAGUUUCCUGGAAAGUCUUUGCGAAUGCAUUUUGAAAUGCGCGAUGCCCAAACUCCGUUCAUGUAUAUUUUUGCAGAGCCAGUUGCGGAGGAGCAGAUUGAGCAGAUCCAGUCUACCAAUAAGAAGGAGAUUGAAGAGUUUGAAAGAAGCGUUCUCGGUUUGAAGAAGGAAGGUGUCUCCGGUGCCGGUCAAGGCGAACAAUACAAAGCAAACAAGGGUGGCUGGGAAGAUAUCCAAGCCAAAGUCGAAGCGGAAGUCGAAAAUGAUGAGUUAUCUUCGGAUAUACCUCAAUCUCUAGAAGGAAAUGACUCAGAAAUGGAGCAAAGUGAAUGGCCUCGAGAUGAAAGCCCUCAAGCAACCUCUUCGACGGAGGACAAAGAACCAUCACCGGAGCAAACACCUGACAUAGGCGCCUCGAUAUCUGUCGCAGCUGCUCACGAAAAUCUUGCUAGCCAGGCUGAGCAGGAAUCCUCGGCUGCGCAGAAUAUUUCCACGCAGAAACCUGAUGAGGCGGGCCAACCGAAAGAAGGACAAGGAUCAGUGCAGGAGUUGGAUCGCAAGGCGGAUAUUCACUUUUUGGAUGAACUUUCGCGGGAACAGCAAGAAGUUGCCGAGGAAGAGCGGGAGCUUCUCGCCAUGACAUUGACCAUUCGCAACAAAGUCAACGGCCAAUAUGUCUUGCGGCCAGAGAACCUUGGGCCAGAGGACCGGUGGUCAGUGGAGUACGAUCUGGCUGAGAUUCCAACGGCUUCACGGUCGUGGAGCCUUUACGGGGCAUGUCAAACGCGGCGACGAAGCAAACUGGAAAUGCAAUCGGACGAUAGUAAUGAGGCAGCCAACUUUUUCAUGCGACGCAUCAAAGAGCUUAGUGAGAAAGGGCGGAUUUGGAGGAAGCAGCAAGAUCUUCUUGAUGAAGAGAUUAGGCAUGUUCUCCAGUAA
Xylona heveae TC161 is the source of this 2742-nucleotide messenger RNA. RefSeq names its product Pet127-domain-containing protein. Gene Ontology annotation, cellular component: mitochondrion; mitochondrial envelope. The coding region runs from base 1 to 2742 and encodes 913 amino acids. Gene Ontology annotation, biological process: mitochondrial RNA 5'-end processing. NCBI's taxonomy places the organism in Eukaryota, Fungi, Ascomycota, Xylonomycetes, Xylonales, Xylonaceae. The transcript has 5 exons. The record is from RefSeq and is a predicted model, not a curated record.